AAUUCAUUACAGCGCUAUUGACGAGUCGGGAAACGCUAUUGGCAGAGCAAGAAACGGGGUUGGAAAAUAAAAGCCGAAGCAACAGUCGGUCUGUCGCGGCGGCUUGUGACGGUGUUGAAGACUAACAAUUAUGAACCUUCAUACUUGGUAAGUGUCCCGGAAGAGGCUAUAAAAUGGUUCAAAUAUUUUAUUACGAAAAUCGAGGAAAAUGUUGUCGAAAAGUUUUCAACUACGAAGGUUACCCAACGAAGGUGAUGCUUUUUCCGUACGAAGGAUGGGCACACCCGGUUCCUGUGACGUACUGGACAUUAAAAACCUAUUGGUGGAACCGAUCACGGUGUAAAAUCGUGGAGGUUUCCGGAACAAAACGAAGAACGACAAAGGCAAAAAUGUCUGACAAAGGAAGUGGCGCCAUGGUUAUAUCUGGAAAAUUUAAAAACAGCCCUAGUCCCGACUUUCGCAUGACUUUGACAACAAACAUUUCUAACGAAGAUUUUCAGCUGGGAUACUGUGUGACUGGAACGCUGGAGAGAGGGGACAAGAAGAAGGGCGAUCUACAACUCGCGCAGUUUGCCAUGGUGAAACGCCGUGGAUACUAACCCAAAGAUGAACUUCUAUCUCAUUUAUUUUAAUCAAAAGAUCCUAGCUCUAAUUCUGACCACGAAAAUCAAUACCAACAAUAGAUAUAAGUGCUGUAUUAGAAGCAAAUUGUAGCACGCCGAGACACAUAAAACUGCUUAAGAAGAAGUACAAAGACGUCCCCUGCCUCAAGCUAAGAAAAAGGAGUCGGGGUUUCACAUUCCAUUUCUCAUUUCUAUAAGAAAAAAUUCUGUUUUAUUUCACCCAUAAAAGAGACUUUCAAGACAGACGUCUCUCUUCGACAACCAUUUUUUUUUUAUCUGUGUACCAGAUAAACUUAUUAGCUGCUGUUGAAAAGUGUGAACUGUUGAGCGUGAUAUUGCAUAUCAGAGAACUCAUUUAUGUCGCAUGAAAUGCACAUCUUGAAUUAACUAUUCCAUUUGAUGUUUGUGAUUUAUUGUUCUCUUUGUGUUCUUGUUACCACGUGACGUUUGGCGUUGCCAUUGUACAUGUGUAGGUAGUUAAAAGUGGUGCUUGUUAAUUAUUUAUCGAUAUGUAAAAUUAUUCCAUGUUUUUAUAAAAGUACAUAGUCCUCGAACAGACAAUAAAAUAUGUAGGAGUCAUCAGACAUUCCAAGGAAAAGUUGUGUAGAUUACCUAUUGAAUAAGACAAGACUCUGCUUUUAUCAGGCGUCUCCAUCAAUUGUAUAUUGUCGAUUUCUCAUCAUGUCUCAGACUCUAUGACAUCAGAAUCCACAAUUUGACGGUUACUUUGAUUCAUGUCUCUGCUUUAUUACAAUAUUGCCAUUUCAAAUGAAAAGCAAAAAGAAAUAUUGCCGUUUUAUGCUUGUGUAGAAAAUGUUUAAUAUUAAUAUUUCUGUUUGUAAAAAGGGAUCGAAUUGUAACAGCUUGUGAUUUAGACAUUGCACACAUUUCAGACCGUUUAAUUUACAAGUUGGAAUCGAAUGCUAAAAAAGAUUUGGAGAGAGAUAAAACAAUUUUUAAAAUAAGUCUUAAAAGAAAUAAAAUAAAAUUAUUUCAUUAGAAAAUGAAUCCCGAAACCCUCGUAUACAUAAUUAUCAUUUGCUAAGAAUUUGGUUUUUGAUGGUGCUGUUCAGCAUCCAUUCCUUGCAAGGCGACAUUACCAUUGCUGCUCUAUGUACCUAUCUAUAAGGUAUAUUUUAACAAUUUAGUUUUAUUUGAAUAACUCUUUUUGCAUUUCAAAUUCGACUGCAGAAUGACGAAAACAGAAAUAUGAUCAUAGAAAAAAUUCACAGACCAAAUCAAAUUAUUGAGAUACUUGAACAACUGAAACUUCAAAGUUUGAAGAAAUAGAUUCAAAUUAUUUCUAGAAAAAUAUCUUUAUUCCUUUCGAUGUGUUUUUACAAGUCUUAAAAAGUUAUUGCUUUAUUCUCGUCAUUCAUAUAAUGACUACGUAUAUAUCGGAAUCAUCUGGGAAUCAAUCUCGUCAUUUCCUGUGUUGAUAUGUCCUUUUCCGGGUCCAUUGUCUUCCCAUGCAUCGUGUCAUAUGGUGUCUUAUCCACUUGCAUGUUUGUUAGAAUUAUUGAACUUUUCUGUCAGGCAUUGUGAAUGUUUCCAGACAUGUACUAUUUAUAAUUGAAUAAAUAUUAUGUUAUCAA
Molecule: messenger RNA, 2218 nt
Organism: Saccostrea cuccullata (small rock oyster)
Lineage: Eukaryota; Metazoa; Mollusca; Bivalvia; Ostreida; Ostreidae
Exons: 2
Coding region: 174-599 (141 amino acids)
Source: RefSeq, a predicted model, not a curated record